UUUUAUAUUAUUUAAUAUUAGUGGAAAAGUUAAUACAUAUAUAUAUACAUAAAUAUAUAAUAAUAUAAAUAAUGAGCUCACACGGUAAAGCGGAGACUGAAAGAUUGAAACAAAAUUUGGAAGAACAACUUGAUAGAUUAGUGCAACAAUUAGAGGAUCUUGAAGAAUGCAAAGAUGAAAUGACUGAAGAGGAAUAUGAAGAAACGGAAAAAGAAACCAUAGAACAACUACGUGAAUUUAAUGAAUCAUUACAAAGAAUGAUUUCUGGAAAUAUGACUCUAAUCAAUCAGUUUGGAGCAAUGCAAUUGGCAACUCAAGCAGCAAUUAGUGCAGCUUUUAAAACACCUGCAGUAAUUAGAAUGUUUGGUAAACGUGAACCUGAUCAACUUAGAGAACGCCUUGCUCAAAUAGAACGAGAUAAUAAACUUGGAAAAUUAAAUAAAGAUGUUGCUGAUAGGUUACGUGCUGAAGUACUAAGUGCUUUGAGACAACUCGGAGAAAAAUUGGAUCCAUCUGAAUUACAAUUGUUAGAAAAGUUUUCCUUAAAUACCAUAGAUGCAACAAGUUAUGUGCAAGUAACGGAGACUGCUGAAAAAGGUCAAAUGGCUUUAGAAGUAGUUGGUAAAGAAGUUAAAGCUACUCAAAGUACCUAAAUUCUUUUUAAUCGUAUCUAAUAUAUCAAUAUAUACUCCUCUAUAUAUUUUAUAAUAUCUAU
Polistes dominula (European paper wasp) is the source of this 715-nucleotide messenger RNA. Its product is annotated as protein LZIC. The record is from RefSeq and is a predicted model, not a curated record. NCBI's taxonomy places the organism in Eukaryota, Metazoa, Arthropoda, Insecta, Hymenoptera, Vespidae. Gene Ontology annotation, molecular function: beta-catenin binding.